Messenger RNA from Diabrotica balteata, 3924 nucleotides. NCBI's taxonomy places the organism in Eukaryota, Metazoa, Arthropoda, Insecta, Coleoptera, Chrysomelidae. The record is from the annotation of a GenBank genome assembly.
AUGGAGGAAAUAAGACAUGAUCAGCCUCCGCAAAAAUUGAAUCCAAUUGAAAGAACGAAUGUAAUAUCUAGACUAUUUUUCUGCUGGCUCAUUCCUUACUUUGCCAAAGGUUAUAAAAGAGAUCUAACUGAAGAUGAUAUGUACAAACAUAGAUCUGAACAUGAUUCAGGAUCGCUGGGUGCAAAACUGGAGCGAAGAUGGAACAAACACAUUCAAAAUAACAAAAACCCAGCCUACUGGAAAGUACUCAUGGGAACAUUUUUUUGCGAAAUAUUUUUAUUAAAUAUAUUGGCUUUUACGACUGAAGGUAUAAGAAUGUCUCAACCGUUCCUGAUUUCAAAGCUACUAAAAGUAUAUGAAGAAAUACCAACAGAAGAGAGCAUGAACGACAUUUAUUUGUACGCCGGUUUAAUCAUAGUUACUUCAUUUCUUAAUGUUAUCCUUGUACAUAGAUUCAAUUUGGCUGUAAUGCAAAUAGGAAUGAAGAUGAGAAUAGCAUCCUGUUCGUUAAUCUAUAGGAAGUCUUUAAAGCUUAGCAAAUCAGCUUUAGCAGAGACAACAAUAGGUCAAAUGGUAAAUUUAUUAUCAAAUGAUGUAGGAAGAUUCGAUCAAGCAACACAUCACCUUCAUCAUUUUUAUUUGGCACCCAUACAGACAACCAUCGUGAUGGUGCUGUUAUAUCUUGUUGUUGGAUGGACAGCACUACUUGGAACUGUAUUCUUGCUACUGUCCAUACCACUUCAAUCCUGGUUGGGUAAAAAGACAUCACAAUUUAGGUUAAAAACUGCUACACGUACAGAUGAAAGAGUAAGACUAAUGAACGAAAUUAUCUCUGGAAUCCAGGUCAUUAAAAUGUACACUUGGGAGUAUUCCUUUGCAAAACUUGUAGAAUAUGUAAGAAAGAUGGAAAUGAAGUAUAUCCGAAAAACGUCUGUAAUUCGAGGACUUCUUAUGUCUAUGACCACAGUAUUAAAUAAAGGUGCUGUUGCAAUUAGCAUAAUUACUUACGUAAUCUCAGGAAAUACCCUAACUGCUUCAUACGCCUAUACAGUAGCUUCUUACUAUCGACUUCUAGGAUCUAUAACUAUGUGGUUCCCCCAGGCCGUAUCUCAAGGUUCCGAAAUGUUUAUCUCAAUGAAGAGAAUUCAAAGCUUUUUACUGUUUGACGAACUAAAGGCUGACAAACAUUUUGAACCUGGGAAAGAAUUGGAGGACGAUAAAAAGCGAUAUAAUUCUAUUACUGAAAAAGUUUUACAAACGUCAAAUGGAAGUAUUCAUAUUAAAAAAGCAUCGGCAAAAUGGCUAAAAUCACAACCAGACAAUAAUUUAGAAAAUAUUAAUAUGGAUGUGACAGCGGGUGAGGUUGUAGCUGUUGUUGGAUCUGUAGGCAGCGGAAAAUCAACGUUAUUGCACAUAAUCAUGAAAGAAUUAGAACUUCAAAGUGGUUCUGUAGAUAUAACUGGUACAGUGUCUUAUGCUUCCCAAGAACCAUGGUUAUUUGGUGGCAGCAUAAGACAAAACAUUCUUUUUGGAGAACAAUUCGAUCAGGAAAAGUACGAUGAAGUGGUUAAAGUAUGUGCCUUACAAAGAGAUUUCACAUUAUUUCCGCACGGAGAUAGAACUUUAGCAGGAGAAAGGGGAGUUACUCUUAGUGGCGGACAACGAGCAAGAAUAAACUUAGCUAGAGCAGUCUAUAAAGAAGCUGAUAUAUAUUUAUUAGAUGAUCCCCUCUCAGCCGUUGACACUCAUGUAGGCAAACAUCUCUUUGAAGAAUGCAUUUGUGGAUAUCUAAGUAAUAAGUGUGUCGUAUUAGUAACGCAUCAAUUACAACAUUUAAAGAACAUUGAUAAGAUCUACUUAAUGACAAACGGUAAGAUAGCAGUAUCAGGAUCUUACUCUGAUAUAAGAGAGUCGAAUACAGAGUACAGUAAAUUAUUAGCUGACAUGGAAGAGGAGGAGGAAGAAAGCAGAAGAAAAUCUCAGCGGGUUGUGACUAAAUCUGAAAAAACCGAGAAAGAAGCUGCUAUCCAGGUUUUAAAACGUGAAGGUACAGGAAGUGGUAAUAUAUCUGAUCACGUUUAUAUGAGUUAUGCCAGAGCGGGAGGAAAUUUAAUUAAAGUGUUUCUGUUGAUAUCCUUGUUUUUCCUUGGCCAGGGUUUGGAUAGUUUAUCUGAUUAUUUUAUAACUUUCUGGGUAAAUAUCCAACAAUGGAACUCAACCAAGAUUAUAAUAAAUUCAACAGAUCCAGAUGCAGAAAUCUAUCACUCAUUUGAAAAUUGGUGGCUGACUCCUUUGUUCACUUCCAAGAAUACUGUUUAUUUUUAUACUAUCCUUGUAGGAUCAGUCGUUAUUAUUGUUAACAUUAGAUCACUAAGUUUUUAUUUGUGGUGUAUAGCAGCAUCAACAAAAAUGCACAAUAAGAUGUUCAUGAAUAUUGUAUAUAGCCCAAUGAGAUUUUUUAAUACUAAUCCGUCUGGAAGAAUACUUAACAGAUUUUCUAAAGAUAUCGGCUCAGUGGAUGAAGUGUUACCAACGACUUUAUUGGAUACAGUACAAAUAGCUCUAUCUGUGGCGGCUAUUACUGCUGUAAUAGGAAGUCUUACAUAUUGGAUUUUGAUACCCACAGUGGCCAUAGCAGUUUUCUUCUACUUUUUGAGGGUAAUUUUCUUAGAAACAAGUCGUGACGUAAAACGAGUCGAAUCAGUUACUCGAAGUCCAAUUUAUACUCACCUUACAGCUUCCUUGCAGGGAUUAACCACCAUUAGAGCAUUUCGGGCACAAGAUAUUCUUAAAGAAGAAUUCGAUAGAUAUCAAAACUUACACAGUGCUGCAUUCUUUAUGUAUCUUGCGGCGAAUAGAACUUUUGGUUUUUGGUUAGAUUUCAUAUGCGUUAUAUACGUUGGUUUGGUCAUAGUAGCGUUAGUUUUUGUAAAGAGUGAACAAUAUGGUGGUAAUAUGGGUCUAGCACUCACUCAAACAUUAGGACUCACUGGUAUGUUCCAAUGGGGCAUGCGUCAAUGGAGUGAACUUGAAAACCAAAUGACAUCCGUUGAAAGAGUUCAGGAAUACGCAGACCUAAAACAGGAAGACGAUGAGCAUAGCAUUGAACCACCGAAAACUUGGCCACAUGCUGGAGAAAUACAAUUUGAUAAUAUGUCGCUUUAUUAUACACCAGACGAUCCUCCUGUACUUAAAAAUCUCAGUUUUACUAUCAACCCUUCAGAAAAAAUUGGUAUUGUAGGAAGAACUGGGGCAGGAAAGUCAUCUUUAAUUCAAGCUCUCUUCCGAUUGACCCAUAUCGAAGGCAGGAUUUUGGUGGACGAUAUUGAUACUAAGAAAAUAUCCUUAAAGAUGCUUAGAUCUAAAAUUUCAAUUAUACCUCAAGAACCAGUAUUAUUUUCUGGAACUUUAAGAAAUAAUUUGGAUCCUUUCGAUGAGUAUACUGAUGAGGCGCUAUGGAACGCAUUGGAAGAGGUGGAAUUAAAGCAAGCAGUAGACGAACUGCCAGCAGGUUUAGCCAAUAAAAUGGCUGAAGGAGGUACUAAUUUCAGUGUAGGACAGAGACAAUUGGUCUGUCUAGCAAGAGCUAUAGUUGGCAACAACAAAAUUUUAGUCCUUGAUGAAGCAACUGCAAACGUUGAUCCAUACACAGAUGCUUUAAUUCAAAAAACAAUCAGAAAGAAGUUUGCUAAUUGUACGGUCUUAACAAUCGCUCACAGAUUGAAUACUAUUAUGGAUUCGGAUAAAGUUCUAGUGAUGGAUGCUGGAAAAGCUGUAGAGUUUGAUCAUCCUUUUACUCUUUUGAAAAAUAUCAAUGGUGUUUUCUAUUCUCUAGUUAUGCAAACAGGCAAAACAACGGCAAAACAUCUAAUCGCAAUAGCAGAACAAAGUAAAACAAUUCGAGAUAAUAAUACUGUUUUCUAA